AUGGAGCCGGGGAGCAGAGAGGGUUCUGAUCCGAAGUAUGCACAGACCAUCGAUCCGAAAAAGCUGAGUCCGGAGCAGCUGGAAUUCAUCCGAAAGAAGGAGAUGGCUCAGUGGGCACAGAAAGCGAAGAAGCUGAGACACAGAAACAUCAUCACUGGCCUGGCCAUAGGCGGCAUCGUGCUGGGGAUCUAUGGAUACAGCUUUUACUCUGUAUCACAAGAAAAGUUUCUAGAUGAACUAGAAGAGGAAGCAAAAGUGGCCCGAGCAAGAUUUCCAAAAACUUCUGCAAAUUAA
Messenger RNA from Staurois parvus, 294 nucleotides. The record is from the annotation of a GenBank genome assembly. Lineage: Eukaryota; Metazoa; Chordata; Amphibia; Anura; Ranidae.